Populus trichocarpa (black cottonwood) is the source of this 1302-nucleotide messenger RNA. RefSeq names its product hydroxyacylglutathione hydrolase 2, mitochondrial. NCBI's taxonomy places the organism in Eukaryota, Viridiplantae, Streptophyta, Magnoliopsida, Malpighiales, Salicaceae. Bases 125 to 1111 code for a protein of 328 amino acids. The transcript is spliced from 8 exons. The record is from RefSeq and is a predicted model, not a curated record. Gene Ontology annotation, molecular function: hydroxyacylglutathione hydrolase activity.
CACCAAAGUGCCAACCCACAAACAUCCACAAUAACACUCUCUUUUUCUCUCUCUUUUUCUCUCUAAAAACUCAAAAGAAUAAAAGAAUAAAAAAUAAAAGAGGGAAAGAGAAAGAAGGGGAGCGAUGCAGAUGAUCUCCAAAGCAUCUUGUGCCAUGGCUUCCCUUCCUUGCUCCAGGGUGAGGAGUGGGAUUCGCGUAAGGCCAGGCACGAGACAACUUUCCCUUAGAAAAGUUAUUGUGUAUGGAUUCAUGCGUUUGUUGUCCACACCGUUCAAAACCUUGCGUGGAGCAAGUCGAACACUUAAAGUUGCUCAAUUUUGCAGCGUUUCCAAUAUGUCUUCUUCAUUGCAAAUUGAAUUGGUGCCAUGUCUUAAGGACAAUUAUGCAUAUCUUUUACAUGACGUGGAUACAGGCACAGUUGGAGUUAUUGAUCCGUCUGAAGCUGCACCUGUUAUUGAUGCUUUAAGUCGGAAAAACCGAAAUUUGACUUAUAUACUAAACACUCAUCAUCAUUAUGAUCAUACGGGUGGGAAUGAAGAGUUGAAAGCAAGGUAUGGUGCAAAGGUAAUUGGUUCAGGAGUUGACAGGGAUAGAAUUCCUGGCAUUGAUAUAGUUCUGAAUGACGGGGAUAACUGGAUGUUUGGAGGCCAUGAGGUGCUAGUAAUGGAAACUCCUGGCCAUACCCGAGGCCAUGUAAGUUUCUACUUUCCUGGUUCGGGGGCAAUUUUUGCAGGAGAUACUUUAUUUAGUCUGUCAUGUGGCAAGCUUUUUGAAGGGACACCUGAGCAGAUGCUUUCAUCCCUCAGGAAAAUCAUGUCACUGCCAGAUGAUACAAAUAUAUAUUGCGGUCAUGAAUAUACGUUGAGUAAUUCGAAGUUUGCACUGUCCAUAGAUCCAAAUAAUGAGGCACUCCAGUCCUAUGCAGCCCAUGUGGCACAUCUUCGCAGCAAGAGUUUGCCAACUAUUCCAACAAAGUUAAAGGUUGAAAAGGCUUGUAAUCCUUUCCUUCGCACUUCAAGCACAGCAAUCCGGCAUACCUUAAAUAUUCCAGCAACAGCAAAUGAUUCAGAAGCGUUAGGCGUUAUCCGCCAAGCAAAGGACAAUUUUUAAGAUCACUUGCAAGAUUAUAUCUACUUGUCUAUAGGAUAGGUGACCCCGCCAUGUAUUAUUCUCUGCCAAUAUGUUCUUUUAUCUAGAGUUUUGAUAUCUUGAAUUUCCUUUGGAUUCUUUAACCACAAGAAACAGCAAAUCCAGUUGCCAGUAACAAAUGCUUUCUUCUAUUCGAAAAAUUGGUUUAAUUU